AGCUCUAUCUUUCCCUCCCUCUCUUCGGAUUUGCUUCAGCCAUGUAGUUGACGCAGUGCUCAAAAUUCGGCACUAUAUGUCCACGUUUACUUAAUCUGACUACAUAUAUUUUUGAGAUUCCUGCAUAAAUAUCCCGUGAAGACAUACUUUCGUUGUUUCUCAACUAUUCUAUACUUAUUUCCUCCUUUCUUUUCGAUCAGAUUUGGCCUCUGAUAUUUGGAAUCCAUAUCAGUAAAAUAGGAGAAAUUGUGCAGCGUACAUAAACUGUUUGUGAAAUGGCCGCGAUGAGGAUUUCACGAUUGAAGCAUUUACAUUCUGUUAAAUCGACUUUUCAAUUUCACGUACGACCUUCUUCUGCAUAUUCGAGCAAAUGCUAUGCCUCUGGAGAGUCGGAUACUUUGCAGAGAUUUGAUCAAAAUGGUUUCGGGAUGUCGGGUUUCAGAUCUUCCAACUUUUCUCAAUAUUCUAGGGGGUUUUAUUCUGAUGUGCGUAUUUCGAAUAGGUUUCUGAGAAAUUCGACUUAUCGCGGCAGUCUUCCGUUUGCUGGAAAAACCCCUUUGCUCAAUCAACGUUUCUUCUCAUCAGCUAGUGAUGGUAAAGGUGUCACUCCGGUAGAUGCUACAGGUACUGUGGGUGAUGUUAGCGUUGGUGGGGAAAAUUGGACUCCUAAAGUUAAAGAAGCGUGGGAAUCUGCGGUUGAGGCUGCAAAGUAUGCAGGAAAAAAGGCGAAAGAGGCUUCUGAUGAAGCAGCUCCUCAUGUUCAGGAGUUGCUUGAUGCUCAUCCCUAUCUUAGAGAUGUGAUUGUGCCAGUCGGUGGUACUUUGGCAGGAACGAUGUUGGCAUGGUCUUUGUUGCCUAGGCUAUUUAGGCGGUUCCAUAAGUACUCCGUGGAAGGACCUGGUGCUUUGCUAUCAAAGGGUUCUUUGUUCGGGCCCGUUCCUUAUGAGGAAAGCUUCUGGGGUGCAUUGGAGGCUCCAGUCCGAUAUUUUGUAACGUUCAUGGCUUUCUUGACAGUAGGGGGAAUGGUUGCACCGACUACUAUUGCCUCACAAUAUGCAACACAGGCUUGGAAAGGCGCUCUUGUUAUAUCCGUUGUCUGGUUUCUUCAUCGGUGGAAAACUAGUGUGAUUGCCCGAGCUUUGGUUGUUAAGGGCUUAGAAGGUGUCCGGAGAGAUCAGUUACUGACUAUGGACAAAAUCUCAACCAUAGGACUCUUUGUUGUUGGGUCAAUGGCUUUAGCUGAAGCAUGUGGUGUGGCAAUGCAAUCUGUUCUGACUGUGGGAGGCAUUGGAGGAGUUGCCACUGCUUUUGCUGCCAAAGAUAUACUUGGGAAUGUCCUAAGUGGUAUUUCUGUACAGCUGUCGCAACCAUUUUCAGUUGGUGAUAUGAUAAAAGCUGGAUCUGUAGAAGGUCAAGUAGUAGAAAUGGGCCUUACAACUACCUUAUUGCUGACUGCUGAGAAGUUUCCUGUUGUCGUCCCAAAUUCUCUGUUUUCCAGCCAGGUAUAGCAUCAAUCUCAUUCUUUGUCUGU
This is a messenger RNA of Salvia hispanica, 1531 nucleotides long. NCBI's taxonomy places the organism in Eukaryota, Viridiplantae, Streptophyta, Magnoliopsida, Lamiales, Lamiaceae. The record is from RefSeq and is a predicted model, not a curated record.